AUGUCGACGGUGGGCUCCUGCGGCCCCAAGCUGGAGGACUUCCUCGGCGGCCGCGGCGGCGAACUGGCGGCGCGGAUCUCCGGUAACGGCGCCGAGCCCGAUACAGGCGCGGGGAUCUACGACUCCGACUUGAAGACCAUUGCUGCGGGGCUUCUCCAGGACUUCCCUCCCUACCAUCAGGAGUCCGACGGCGGCAACAAGGAGCCAGCGACAGCGGUGGCGCCGGCAGAGUCCAAGAAGGCGGUGGACGGCUUCGGACAGAGGACCUCUAUUUACCGCGGUGUUACCAGGUAAGUGAGCUUGAUUUUUCCUGUGGUAGUUGAAUAAAAAUAGGGGGAACAACUUUAAUUUUUAUUUUAUUCUUCUCCCGGCCUCUGAAGGCACAGGUGGACGGGGCGUUACGAGGCUCAUCUGUGGGACAACAGCUGCCGGAGAGAAGGCCAGAGCAGGAAGGGAAGGCAAGGUAGUAUACAUAAGUGUGUGUAUUUUCUCUGUUCAUCCUUUGGAAGAGCACCGAAAGGGGUUCUGAAGAAGCUGUUCAUAUGUUCGCAUGAGGAAGUUUUCUCACUCCUCUUCUUCUUUUCCCCCGCGCGUGGUGUAAUCCGGGGUUUUGACGAUCCCUCUCUGCUUCUGCUCCUCACCUCAGUCUACCUGGGUGAGUUUAGUCGAUACUCUGCAACAGUUUCUCAGAAGGAAAUGGACGCCUUAUUUUUCGUUUUAUGGGAUUCCAACAAUGAAAUCAUGAGAAACUAUGCCCUGCAGGUGGAUAUGAUAAGGAGGAGAAAGCCGCGAGGGCGUACGACCUCGCCGCCCUCAAGUACUGGGGACCGACCACUACCACCAACUUCCCUGUAUCUCUCUCUCUUUCGCUCUGGCUCGUUCUUCACUUGGAGGUUGGUAAGAGGGUGAGAAUAAUGUAAGCUCCACGCUGUCUGCAACAGGUUUCGAGCUACGAGAAGGAGAUGGAGGAAAUGAAGAACAUGACCCGGCAGGAGUUCGUCGCCUCUCUUCGAAGGUCUGACUUCGCCAUUAUCAUCCUUGCUGGCUUAGCACUGCCCGGUACCCCUCAGUCAACAUCGCUGACGAUUUUUGUUGUUUCGACAGGAAAAGCAGCGGGUUUUCCAGGGGAGCCUCGAUCUAUCGUGGCGUAACAAGGUUAUGCCAUCUCCAAGUGAAAACUUUCGGUAGGACGUCUGUUCUAAGCUCGCUGAAUCUUCUGGGUCUUGUUCAAACUGCAGGCAUCACCAGCACGGCAGAUGGCAGGCUCGGAUCGGGAGGGUGGCCGGCAACAAGGACCUCUAUCUGGGAACCUUCAGUAAGCUCUCAAGCUAUCGAUCGAAUGAACGAUGGAAGAGUCCUAAGGGGCGCCGGGUUUAAUAUUCCUAUCUUCAGGCACGCAGGAGGAGGCGGCGGAGGCGUACGACAUCGCGGCGAUCAAGUUCCGGGGGUUGAACGCCGUGACCAACUUCGACAUGAGCCGCUACGACGUGAAGAGCAUCGUCGCCAGCAACCUCCCCGUCGGCGGAAUGGCCGGAGGGAGGACCUCCAAGCCUGCCGACUCCCCAUCUUCGUCGGUGGAGACGAGGAGUCUAGACGGGAGGCCGCAGGGCGAAGGCCGAGAUAUCGACCUACCGGCGCCGGCGGCAUCGCUGCUCGGUCUAGCACUGCCCCUCAGCCAGAACCAGCAACAUCAUGACUACUGGUCCUUGCUCGCCCUCCACAACCAGCAGAUUCCCAAGGCCGACGGCGGCUACCCGCCCCCCGUGAACGUGGAUUUCUCUUCGGCCACAGUUCAGGGCCAUGGGAGCUUCUUUUGGAGCGGCGGGAUUAUGCAGCAGCAGCAGCAGGAGGAGGAGGAGCAGACCCAGAGCCAGGGCUACUCCGUUUCCUACGCCGCAUCCGUUCCCCCAGGGAGCAGCCGCGGCGGCGAUGCUCCGGGCUAUGUGGGAAACUGGGUGACGCCGAUCGGGUACCCCAUGCAGCCCUACGACCAAGGUCCGAAGAGCGGUAUGGCACAUUUUCAGACUCCCAUUUAUGGAAUCGAAUGA
Molecule: messenger RNA, 2048 nt
Organism: Spirodela intermedia
Lineage: Eukaryota; Viridiplantae; Streptophyta; Magnoliopsida; Alismatales; Araceae
Source: the annotation of a GenBank genome assembly